Messenger RNA from Microthlaspi erraticum, 1386 nucleotides. The record is from the annotation of a GenBank genome assembly. Lineage: Eukaryota; Viridiplantae; Streptophyta; Magnoliopsida; Brassicales; Brassicaceae.
AUGGCAAACAAAACACAGCCGAUCCUUCCUCUAUUACUCGAAAAGAAACCAGUUGAGCUUGUCAAACCAUCAAAACAUACCCCUUCCGAAAUUCUCUCCCUUUCUACUUUAGACAACGAUCUUUUCAAUGAAGUUAUGUAUGCAACGAUCUACGUUUUCAAAGCUAAUGAAAAGAAUCAAAAUGAUCCUGUCCCUUUGCUUAGGAAGGCUUUGUCCGAACUUCUUGUGUUCUACUAUCCUCUUGCAGGCAAGCUAAAGAGACGAGAGAGUGAUCGAAAGCUUCAGCUGGUUUUUCAUGGUGAGGGAGUUCCAUUUGAGGUCGCUAACGCAUCUCUCGACCUCUCCUCUCUAAACUACAUAGAAAACCUUGAUGACCAAGUUGCUUUGCGCCUUGUGCCUGAAAUCGAAAUAGACUACGAUAGCAAUGUUUCUUAUCACCCACUAGCUUUGCAGGUGACCAAGUUUGCGUGCGGAGGGUUCACCAUUGGCACUGCAUUGACGCAUGCCGUGUGUGAUGGAUUCGGUGUUGCUCAGAUCAUCCAUGCUUUAACCGAGUUGGCUGCAGGAAAGAGCAAACCAUCAGUGAUGCCGGUGUGGCAGAGAGAGCGGUUGGUCGGAAAAGUUGAUAAUGAACCGGCCAAAGUGCCUGGAGGCCACAUUGCUUGUCUCUUGGCCACCUCACCAUAUCUUCCAACUACUGAUAUGGUAACGGAGAUAAUAAACAUUGGGGCUGUGACUAUAAAGAGGCUUAAAGAUUCUUUGAUGAGACAGUGCGACUUCCCAAAAGAGAGUUUCACUACUUAUGAAGUACUUAGUUCUUGCAUAUGGAAAGCAAGAUCUCGAGCCCUAAAACUAAAUCCUGACGGGAUCACUGUCCUCGGCGUAGCUGUUGGAAUCCGAAAUGUUUUGGAUCCGCCACUUCCUCAAGGAUUCUACGGUAACGCGUACAUAGACGUCUACGUCGAGUUAACCGUGAGAGAACUCGAAGAAGCAACACUCUCUGACAUUGCGACGCGUGUGAAGAAAGCCAAGAAAACAGCCUAUGACAAGGCGUAUCUCGAGGAAGAGCUAAAGAACACAGAGAGAUUGAUGAGGGAGGGUGCGACAUUCGAAGGGGUGAGCCACGGAUUAUUGUUCAUGACGGAUUGGAGGAAUAUUGGUUGGUUCGGAUCAAUGGAUUUUGGUUGGAAUGAGCCAGUGAAUCUACGGCCAUUGACGGAGCGGGGGAGUGCAGUGCAUAUAGGCAUGUUCUUGAGACCUUCGGAAUUGGAUCCAUCAAUGGAAGGUGGCGUUAAAGUGAUCAUGACGAUGCCGAGUGGUGCGAUGGUUAAAUUCAAGCAAGAGAUGGAUGCUGUGAACAAGCUUUAUUUUGGUGAUACUAACUAA